Molecule: messenger RNA, 972 nt
Organism: Sorghum bicolor (sorghum)
Lineage: Eukaryota; Viridiplantae; Streptophyta; Magnoliopsida; Poales; Poaceae
Product: reticulon-like protein B12
Exons: 4
Coding region: 150-788 (212 amino acids)
Source: RefSeq, a predicted model, not a curated record
UUUUCCAAAAUUUCCAGCUCGACAAGUUGGACCUAACGAGAUCAGUCCAGUAGCUGCCAUUCAUCCACUCCACGCUCUUCUUGCUUGCCUGUCCCCUUUCCCUUUUCCCAUCGGAGGAGAGAUCCGUCCUGCGGUGGCGGUGCCGUACGAUGGACUCCCCCUGCCAAAGCUGCCGGCUGUUUGGUGCCCAGAGAUCGCCGCACGACCUCCUCGGCGGCGGCGCCGUGGCGGAUGUGGUGCUGUGGAGGAGGAAGGAGCUGGCCGGCGGGAUGCUGGCGGCCGUGGUGGCGUCAUGGGCGCUCUUCUACUGCGUGCCCGGCAACACGCUGCUCUCCUUCGUGUCCCAGGUGCUCAUGAUCCUGCUCACCGUCCUCUUCGUCUGGGCCAAGGCUGCGCAGCUGCUCAACAGGGCACCUCCACCUAUUCCAUUGAUGAAAAUUUCUGACGAGUCAAUGAGUGAAGCAGCAGAAAUAGUUGGUAGCUUCAUGAAUAAGGUGCUCAAGGAUUUUGAAAACAUUGCACUUGGAAAGGAUUCCAGCCUCUUCUACAAGGUGGCUUUUGUGUUGUUGCUGACCUCCAUAGUUGGCCGACUGACUGAUCUUAUCACUUUGGUAUAUACAAGUGUUGUUAUUGCUCUCACGGUCCCUGCAUUGCUGGAGAAAUCCGAAGAACACAUUGUCAGGUCCUUCAAGAAAGCUUCUAUAUAUGUUCAGGCAUGUGGCAGAGCGUGCAAAGAGUAUAAAUGUAACAUGACAAAUAUGAUAUCGGAAACGAAGAAGCUGCGUUGAUGUCAAUCUGUAUUCGCUAUGAAAUUUUGACUCGUGUAAUAUGUUUCAGAGCGAAAUAGUUUUGACUUUUGACAUCAAUCACAAUCGUGAUCUGUCUGUCUACAUAAUGUAGCCUUGGAGCUGCAUUGCCUGCAUGGAAUGUUAUAUGGCUGGGAAAUAUUAGAAUUUUAGCUUUGUGAUGAAA